AUCGACACGGGAACCCCUCAACCCUUCUGUUCGCAUGAAAACCUAGUUCUCCUUGUUCUGCUUGGAUAUAAACGUUGCUUGUGUUCCUCUUGCUUUUCUCAGCUUGAUGCCUCUCCCAUCCCAUCGCCCUCGUUCCUUGUUCCUGGGCCUGUUUAUGUGCACACAAUUAUGCGUCUUUUAGAAUGCGUAGGCGAUGAGUUUACUCUAAAAGAUUUCAGGAGUUCCGAUAUCAUCCCUCCUUAUGCGAUACUUUCACAUACCUGGAUACCCAAUGAGGAGGUCACCUUGCAAGAAUUGCAGAACAGUACCAGGAAGAGGAAGAGGACUAUUAAGAGCGGGUUUGAAAAGCUCGAGUUCUGCAGACAGCAAGCAAAAAACGAUGGCCUGCAAUACUACUGGGUGGACACUUGUUGCAUCGACAAGACAGACAAGGCCGAACUCUCAUAUGCGAUCAAUUCCAUGUUCCGCUGGUACCAAGACGCAGCACGAUGCUAUGUUUAUUUGCCAGACGUUUCCAGUCCUCUCCAAAAUUCUAGCGCUGAUUCUAGCUCAACGCCAUGGGAACCUGACUUCCAGAAAAGCAAGUGGUUUACUCGGGGCUGGACACUCCAAGAGCUACUAGCCCCUGACUCAGUUGAGUUUUUCUCCCGUGAAGGCAGGAGAUUAGGCGAUAAAGGAUCGUUGAUGCAUCAAAUACGUAGAAUAACUGGAAUACCCAAAGCAGCGCUACAAGGUGCCCCCCUGACCCAGUUUACGGUCGAUGAACGUUUGUCAUGGAUAGAGACACGUCAGACGACCUUCGAAGAGGAUAGAGCAUACUCGUUGAUAGGAAUAGUCAAUGUCAAUGUUCCUCCAAUCUAUGGCGAAGGGCUCACAAGCGCGUUCAAGCGGCUCAUGGACGAGGUCCGCAAGAGGGAUGGGUGUAUUCACGACCUCCGCGCCACUGAUCCCCGCGACGACAAGAAGCGCAUUGAAGACACUAAGGGUGGCUUAUUGCAAGAUUCGUACCGCUGGGUUUUUGAGAAUAGUGAAUUCAAACAAUGGCGUGACAGCAAGGAGAGCCAGCUACUUUGGAUCAAAGGGGACCCUGGCAAGGGCAAGACAAUGCUUCUUUGUGGCAUCCUUGAUGAUCUGAGGAAUCAGUCGCUGGCUAAGAAAGAUCUUCUAUCGUACUUCUUCUGCCAGGCCACAGAUGCGCGAAUUAACAACGCCACAGCUGUGCUACGGGGAUUGCUGUACCUGCUUGUUGAUCAACAACCUUCGCUUGUUGCGCAUAUUCGGAAGAAACACGACCACGCGGGCAAGGCGCUUUUUGAGGACGCGAACGCUUGGACUGCCAUGUCUGAGAUUUUUGCAAGUGUCUUACAGGACCCAAACUUGGCCAUCAAGUACCUGGCCGUCGAUGCGCUCGAUGAGUGUGUUGUGGGUCUACCGAAACUGUUAGACUUUAUUGUUGAGCAAUCUUCAGCAUCGCCUCGUGUCAAAUGGAUUGUAUCAAGUCGCAAUUGGCCGGACAUUGAGGAGCGACUAGCAAAGGCGGGUGGGCGAGCAAGACUGAGUUUGGAGCUAAAUGCAGACUCCGUCUCUGCUGCCGUCGACAUCUUCAUCCAGCAAAAGGUAGUCCAAUUAGCACGGGACAAGAAAUAUGACAAAAAAACGACACAAGCCGUUCACCAUCAUUUAACGUCGAAUGCAAAAGGGACGUUCCUUUGGGUUGCAUUGGUGUACCAAAACCUUCGAGAUGUUCCGAAACGCCAUGUGAUGAAAAGAUUAAGCGCCUUUCCGCCUGGUCUUGACACACUUUAUGAGCAGAUGAUACAGCAAAUAAACAGCUCGGACGAUGCAGAUGUUUGUAAAGAAAUCUUGGCCCUCGCUGCUACCGUGUAUCGUCCUACUACUCUCGCGGAGCUGGUUGCACUUACCGAACAGCUCGAGGAUGUUGCAGACGAUCAUGAGGCAAUACAAGAGAUCAUUGGCCACUGCGGAUCGUUUCUCACGCUACGAGAGAAUACCGUCUACUUUGUGCAUCAGUCCGCCAAAGACUUUCUGCUGGCACAGGCGCGUGGUCAUAUCUUCCCGUCAGGGCAGGAAGACAUUCACCACGUACUCUUUUCAAAAUCACUAGAAGCCAUGUCCACCACACUAAAAAGAGAUAUGUACAACUUGCGUGCACCCGGAUAUCUCAUCGACCAGGUAGAACCUCCAGAGCCAGAUCCGCUAGCAUCGUCACGCUACUCGUGCAUAUACUGGAUUGAUCACCUUUGUAGCUGGCAGGACAUCUCACCUGCUGCCGAUCGAGCAGCUAUUCAGAUUGGAGGCAGUGUUUACGAGUUUCUGAAACAGAAAUAUCUUUACUGGCUAGAGGCUCUAAGUCUUUGCAAAAGCAUGCCAAAGGGACUAGUGCUGAUGGCAAAACUUGAGAGGUUGAUUUAUAAUCGAACGGACCCCCUCUCUGCCGUGCUUUUAGUAGUUAAAGACGCGCGCCGAUUCAUCAUGACCCACAAAGGGGCAAUAGAGAAUGCACCUCUUCAGACGUAUGUGUCAGCACUCGUAUUCAGCCCGAGUGAAAGUUUGAUCAGGAAAUUAUCUAAACACGAAAAUCCUGGAUGGCUUUCAAUAAAGCCAGCAGUGGCAGAGAACUGGGGACCUUGUUUGCAGACACUCGAGGGACACACCGGCUAUGUCACUUCAGUAGCCGUAUCUCACAAUUUGGUAGCAUCUGGGUCCAACGAUGGCACAAUUAAGAUCUGGGAGGUCAGUAGCGGCGAGUGCCUGCAGACGCUCAAGGGCAACAGCGGUCUUAUCCUCUCAAUAGCCUUCUCUCACGGCUUGAUCGCGUCGGUGUCAGCCGCCGAUAGCACAGUUAAGAUCUGGAAAGCUAGCAGCGGGGAAUGCCUGCAGACGCUCAAGGGCCACAGCGAUGAUGUCUUAUCAGUAGCCUUCUCUGAUAACUUGAUCGCGUCGGGGUCAAAUGAUGGCACCAUCAAGACCUGGGAAGCUACCAGUGGCGAGUGUCUGCGGACAUUAAUUGACCACAACGGACCUGUCCACGCACUAGCCUUCUCUCACAAUUUGAUUGCAUCGAAGUCAGGCUAUAGCAAGAUUAAAAUCUGGGAGACUAACAGUGGCAAAUGCCUACAUACGCUCAGGGACGACUUCACUCCUGUCUCCUCGGUAGCCUUCUCACACUGCUCGACCUAUAUCGCGGCAGGGUCAGAAAAUGGCAUAAUCGUUAUCUGGGAGACAAGCAGUGGCAAGUGCCUACAGAUGCUCAAGGGCCACGACGAUUAUAUCAGCUCAGUAGCCUUCUCACACUGCUCAACCUAUAUAGUGUCGGGGUUAGAAAGUGGCUCAGUUGGGAUCUGGGAGGCAAGAAGUGGCACGUGCAUACAGACGCUCAAGGGCCAUGGCGAUGAUGUCUUAUCAGUAGCCUUCUCCCAGAACUUAGACUAUAUAGCGUCGGGAUCAGCUGAUAGUACGAUCAAGAUCUGGGAAAUCAGAGGCAUCCGCAACGACAGCGUCAGCCACAACAGCAGCAAGUGCUUGCAGACGCUCACGGACCACAGAAGAGUGGUCCUUUCAAUAGCCUUCUCUCACGACUCAGCCUAUAUAGCCUCAGGGUCAGGGUCCGGCGAUUGUACGAUCAAGAUCUGGGAGGUUGGCAGCAGCAGGUGCCUGCAAACGCUUGAGGGCCACAGCUCUUCUGUUGGGUCGAUAGUGUUCUCUCACGACUCAGCCUACAUCGCAUCGGGGUCAGACGAUAACACGGUUAAGGUCUGGAAAUUUAAUAGCAGCAGCAGCGAUUGCGUGCAGACGCUCGAGGGUCAUAUCAACACGAUCUAUUCAUUAGCUUUCUCCCAUGACUCAGCUUAUAUAGCGUCAGGGUCAUCCGAUGGCAGGAUCAAGAUCUGGGAGGUUGGCAACAGCAGCAACGAUUGCGUGCUGACGAUCAAGACCCGCAAAAUUGUUAGCUCACUAGCUUUCUCGCACAACUCGGCCUAUAUAGCGUCGGGGUUAUUUGAUGGCACGAUCAAGAUCUGGGAGGUUGGCAGCAGCAGUGACGAUUGUACGCAGACUCUCAACGGCCAUAGCGGAUGUGUUGAGUCGGUAGCCUUCUCGCACAACUCGGCCUAUUUAGUAUCGGGGUCACUUGAUAAGACAGUCAAGGUCUGGGAUGCUAGCAGCGGCGAGUGCCUGCAGACGCUCGAGAUUGACCAAUAUUUGUAUCCCAUAUCAUUCAACUCUACCGGUGACCGACUUCGCCCCGACAUUGGCGAUCUUGUCAUUGGUAGUUCGACAUCUCCAAGCCGGACAACGGCUAUCACAAAGCUUCAACCUGGUAAGCCCCGGUGCAUCGGACUGAGUCCAGACAAGAAAUGGAUAACAUACAAGUCGGAGAGGAUACUGUGGCUACCCACAGAGUAUCGCCCGUGGAUAUGUGAUGUGUCUGGAAAAGUUAUUGCAAUGGGUACUAGGGAAGGGAGAGUGUGGACAUGUGAGGUUGAUCUUUGACAGGCAGCUUUGUUACUGCGGUGUAGCAGUACAUGGGCAUUGGAUUCUCCAGUCUAGUCUUUCUCUCUUCGUCUUGGAACAUGUUUCAAUCUCAUUUUCAGGAGGAAUUUGGGUUCGGAGACACCUUCCUACGUGAUUGAAGUCGC
This is a messenger RNA of Aaosphaeria arxii CBS 175.79, 4658 nucleotides long. RefSeq names its product WD40 repeat-like protein. The coding region runs from base 169 to 4512 and encodes 1447 amino acids. The record is from RefSeq and is a predicted model, not a curated record. The transcript has 2 exons. Lineage: Eukaryota; Fungi; Ascomycota; Dothideomycetes; Pleosporales. Gene Ontology annotation, molecular function: protein binding.